AUCUUACGAUAAGGCAUCAUUCGCCAAUCUGCAGGUCUACGGGGAACUCACCUUAACCUUAACACGUGAACUCAACAGGCUUUUCAGUGAAGUGCUAAUUUUGCUGUAGUUUAGUGACAAAGUUUGUGACUUUACCAGUUUUAUCGAUUUCGACAAAGAGGACUAAAUCGUCAGAACCAGAAUGCUUCCCGUUGCACAGCUGAAGAUGCUGGUUUACGUUUCGUUGGUGCUGAUCGUUCUGUCCACGGCCAGAUUCUGCCGGGCCGAGGCUGAUGGAAGUCAGGACGGUGGCAUGCUGGGCGAAUCCACCCGGCACAAGCGAGGACCCACCGUGGGACUGUUUGCCUUCCCCCGGGUAGGACGAUCCGAUCCGGCGGAUCUGCUCGAGUGGGGCGAUCUGGUGGAGCAACAGCAACAACAGCAGCAGCAGCUGACGGCGGAUGAUUAUGAGGACUACCCAUAUCGAACCGGCCUCGAGAUGGCCAAGCGGCAGGGCAAGCUCGUUGCGUUCCCGCGUGUAGGCCGCGCCGGACCGAACCGGUACUGGUCGUCUUCCUCCUCCACCGGUAGUGGCCUCCAGAAACGUGCCAGCGGCAACUCCGGGGCCGCAAACUCGGCCAUGUGGUUCGGACCGCGACUGGGUAAACGUGCCCACGUGGCAAACGCCGAGAUCAAAGGAACCGAAGUCUACACACCGCGCUUGGGCCGUGAUCCGGAGGAAAACCAAAUCGCCAUCAACAGCAGACUGGCGGACUUUGGACGACUCUUCCACGGAUCAUCGUUUCCAUCGGAAAAUUAAGCUAAUUACGAGAAAUUGAGAAGGAAAAAAUCCUGCGAACAUUAGUAAAACACACAAGCACUGAUUAAAAACAACAAAUUGAGAUAAAAUUGUUCUUCAAAAGUUCAUGACACAUGUUCUAAAAAUAAAAAUAAAUAAAAAGGCUGGAGAAAGCUUGUUUCGCACGUGAACCAUCAAGGGUCAUUGAAAAACAAACUUUCUAAAAAUACAAUUUUGAACUUUUGACUCACAAUUUUUGCAAAUAAAACAAAAAAAGCGAAAACGCCAACCGUAACUAAGCAAAACUAAUCGUUCUACACAGCUGUAUCUAACUACUACUACGAAUGGAAUGUCACACAGCUCGGUUUGUCCCUCUGAAAACACACAAUAUUUAAACUAAAAAGAAAAAAAAACUGCAAACAGAAAUGAUAAAGUAAUAUAAACAAACACACAUGUAAUGUUGCUACUGUUCACGUUAGAAGAAGACAAAGAAUGUUAUGUAUACAAAGUUGUAAAUAAAAAGAUGGAAAAUAUGUUCGUAUUUUUAAACA
Molecule: messenger RNA, 1329 nt
Organism: Culex quinquefasciatus (southern house mosquito)
Lineage: Eukaryota; Metazoa; Arthropoda; Insecta; Diptera; Culicidae
Gene: Capa
Product: cardio acceleratory peptide 2b
Exons: 4
Coding region: 182-799 (205 amino acids)
Source: RefSeq, a predicted model, not a curated record